Molecule: messenger RNA, 2024 nt
Organism: Vombatus ursinus (common wombat)
Lineage: Eukaryota; Metazoa; Chordata; Mammalia; Diprotodontia; Vombatidae
Gene: MMACHC
Product: metabolism of cobalamin associated C
Exons: 4
Coding region: 197-1165 (322 amino acids)
Biological process (GO): cobalamin metabolic process
Cellular component (GO): cytoplasm
Molecular function (GO): FAD binding; demethylase activity; cyanocobalamin reductase (cyanide-eliminating) (NADP+) activity
Source: RefSeq, a predicted model, not a curated record
GCCACCGGAGUCAUGGCCCCUGAUUUGCCCCCGCCGACGCUACCCGAUUCAAACCUAGCGCGCCGACGCCGCCGCGGGACCUCCUGGAACACCGAGUCCGCCUCCCGAGGCCACAACGGGCUCGGCACGGCUUUCGAACUACGACUCCCAGCAGGCUGUGCGCGCGCCCCACUUGCCAAUCGCGUAACCUGCCAGGAUGCCCACGCCGCUGAGCUGCGAAGCCGUUGGCCCAGCGCGUCUGCGCAACGAACUACAUAUCCCAACAGAGAGCGCGCCCGCCGCGGCGCCCCGUGGGAUCUGUGGACAGAAGUGCGCGGGCAGCUGGGAACCCAACGCCUACACCAUGGAGCCGAGGGCGGCUGAGCUGGAGCGCCGGAUCCGGGCCACGCUGGAACCCUUCGGCUUCGAGGUGCACCCCUUCCAGGUGGGAUGGUACAAUGCACUGCUGCCCCCAGCCUUCCAGCUGCCCCUGCCUGGGCCUACACUUGCUUUCGUGGUCCUCAGUACUCCCGCCAUGUUUGACCAAGCCCUCAAGCCCUUCCUGCAGAGUGCCCACCUGCAGCCUCUGAAGGACCCUGUGGACCAGUGUGUAGCCUACCACUUCACCAACCUUCAGGAGAGCCUUCCAGAGCAGAAGGUGGACAUCAUCACUGACUAUGACAUGCACCCAAACCGGCGCCCCAAAAUCUUGGCCCAGACAGCUGCACACGUGGCAGGGGCUGCCUACUACUACCAGCGGCAAGAUGUGGAGUCUGACCCCUGGGGAGACAAGAAGAUUGCUGGCGUGUGCAUCCACCCUCGAUACGGGGGCUGGUUUGCCAUCCGGGGGGUGGUGCUGCUCCCAGGGCUGGAGGUGCCCAACUUGCCCCGCCUGUCGCCUCUUGACUGUGUGCCCUCCCGGGAAGGCCGCAUUGCUCUGCUGGAGAACUUCAACUUCCACUGGAGGGACUGGGCGUACAGGGAUGCUGUGGUUCCUGUGGAGCGCUACUCAGAAGAACAGAAGGCCUACUUCUCAACACCGCCUGCCCAGCGCCUGUGCCUGCUGGAGCUACUCAAGGACAGGCCCCCAGGCCCCCUCCUCCCCAGAGAGACACUGGACUCUAGUUGGGGAGGGGGUCGGGCUGCUCCCAGAAGGGUCUUUGCUACUGUACCACAGGGGACCUAGUCCUGUUCCUUGUCCAGACCUAGCUGCUUUCUACUUAUUUAUGACAAAGGCCUGGCUAUGGUUUGGAGGACAAGGGCCAAACAAAGAAGGGACGGACACAGCCACUGGGCUAGGGCAGUGAGCUCCUGAGACCUGAAGCCAUUUUACUACUGGUCCUCAGUUUCCUCAUGUGUGAAAUGGUGGUCACAAACCUGACCUUCUUUUCUUUCCCUCCAAGAGGGGCUGAAGUGCUAUAGAAAUGGGGGCCGUGCUUGUCAGACCAUUCUAAUCUCAUUCUCCCUCCCCCCCAAUUGUGCACUCUAGCUGCUAUUUUAGGGAAGGUUCUGGGUGGUCAGUGGGUACUGCUGUCAGGUGUCAGAGCAGUAGCUGGUAUAUAAUGGAAGAGCCUCUGACAGACUCCUCAGUCUCCUUAACUGGGUCAUCAGCUAUCCUGUUUCAAUGGGAUGACUCCCAGAUCUUCCUUUUUCAUGGGCAUGUCAGUUAAUCGGGUCAUCACUGCCACCCCUUCCCUCAAGUAGGCUAAUUCUCUUUGAGGGUGGGUUUGAUUGAUUUCCUAGACAUCUUAUCCAUCGGCCAGAAUUUGUCUAGUAAUGGGCUCUGCUGAGUCCUUGCUAUGUGUGCAAUUGCUCUUUGACAAGGAUCUUGCCUGGAGGGCAGCUGUCUUUUGUGAGUCUGGGAGAGGACUAGCCCUCCUCCCUGGGCAGAGCCCCCCCCCACCCCGGCUGUGACCUUGACCUUCCUGGCAUUUGUCCCAAGGAAGAGCUGCACUUAAUUGUUUCACCUGGAGCGUGAACCAUUUCUGAAUGGAGCUGCUAAUAGGUUAAUUGUGAGCCUGGACAUAUAAAGUGCUUUGCAAGUC